AGCUAGCUAUAUGAGAUACUGGUUAUCUCAUUAUAAUAGUACGGUUAUUUGAAAUGAAAAGUAUUUCAUAACAGUAAAGCAAAUAGUAUUGCAUCUGUGACUGAAAGUUUCCUCCUCAAUCUGUUUGACGAAUGGGGUGAUUUGAAACAGUCAGCGCAUCACCCGUUGGCUACCUGUUACGCGUUUAGCCCCUGUUCAUAUAGCUAGCUAUAGUACACAUCAGUGGUUUAGACAGUUACUCGGCCUUGGUCAUAUUAACUAACGUUAGCUAGCUGGUUUGGAUAAAAUGUUUUUUGAGAAAGCAUACAUUUUGGGUGUUGUUUUAUAAAAUGGAAGAGCCCUGGGAUUUCGAGUUUUUAUCCCGCAUUGUGGACGGGUUUGUUUCGUUUCUUUCCGAAUUUGUUGACGACUGGCUGGCUAAUGAUAUGAGAGUGUCAAUAUUCAAGAUAUUGUUUAGUUGGCUCGUUGUCAGUCUCAUUGCCAUCCAUUUCGCUUGGAAAUUUUACGGAAACACUGUGAACGAUAUGUAUUACCGACAAGGUACUGGUGGAAAGAAUGGAGGCACACCUGACACUGCACCUCACAGGAGCGGAUGGGAGAGUGCGGCAGGAGACAACCUCAAGACACAUCGUGAGUGACAGACAGGACAUAAGUUGGACUACAUACAAUUUGCUCUCUGUCUUAUCAGACAGGGUUGCUGAGUAGACACAGACUUGCUAAUGUUGUGCCUUUUCAAAUGGACUGGAGUUCAUUGAUGAGGUGGGCCUGUGGAUGCUUCCUUUGAGCUGAAGAAGUUUCUCCUUGUUGGUUGUCAUGAUGAUAUAACGGUUAUGCUGUUUGCUUCCACACAAACACCAUGUAAUAUGCUAAGAUAUUCUCUCAUAUGCCAUAUCUUUUUAAAUCUCAUGUCUUUUUAAAUUUAGCUCCUCUGGCUCAUGUACAAUUGUACCUCCUUUUAUUGGUGAGACAUUCAAAUAUCCAUCUGGCUACAUAUCCACUGAUUGAUAUAGAUUUACAUGAAAUGUUAUUCUAAUCUGUAGACAGAAUCUGGAGAGACUCAACAACUGUAUGCUGUGAGAGUUGUGGGUUGGUGUGACUGCAGUUAUGUUCAUAACAUUGUAUGAGUAAGGAGCUGUUCAGAGAGAUGGUUUCUGUUUUUAUUUUUGCUGGAGCAAGGCUACAUAGUAAUCCAUGAAGAUUGCGCUGGAGCAAGGCUACUGUAGAGAGAGUGGUCAGAGAUAGAGGUCUUACAUCAAACAGCAGCUUUCCUCAAAUUCAUAUUUCUUAUUCUUGACAGCCUGAGCCCUCAAUGACUGUCUUUUGAUUAUGAAAAUAUAAAACAGUUAAGACUGGGGUGCGUUCAGUUUGAUUGAACAUUUGCUACAUUGUUUAUCUGUUUGUACUAAAUGACACGUUUCCCCAAAACGUUCUUGAACAGAUGUUGCGGUAGGUUUGCUCUGUUUCGUGGGUGUGACGGGUUGAUGCUUGAAGAAAGUGAGUGACGUAUUUAAAGGUAAGCGGCCAUGCUGACAGCCUUCCACAACCCAACCCCUCCCCGUUUUUUAACUGGCCAUUUAGAACAGCACCGUUUCCAUUUGAUUGAAUGUUGGAGUAUGUUUUUUUUGUACUGAACGCAGCCCUGUCUUCUGAUUGCUGUGAAAAUAUUAAACAGUGAAGGCCAAUAAGGCUUUUUAUUGUCUCAGGUACAGGUUGGUACCUGUAGCAGUCCAAUGGAGUAGGCACAUUGAUUGUACAUUUUAUGUUAUGGUCUUGUGCAGUUGAUUGGUACAUAAAGAAUUUUGUUUAAAAUUCUAA
Salvelinus namaycush (lake trout) is the source of this 1815-nucleotide messenger RNA. Its product is annotated as T-cell leukemia translocation-altered gene protein homolog. Bases 330 to 638 code for a protein of 102 amino acids. The transcript is spliced from 3 exons. NCBI's taxonomy places the organism in Eukaryota, Metazoa, Chordata, Actinopteri, Salmoniformes, Salmonidae. The record is from RefSeq and is a predicted model, not a curated record.